AUGCCUACCCUACUUCCUAGAUCGAAAUUUCAAAAUAAGACAAUUUUCGCAUGAACACCGUUAUGAAAUGACUGAAAACCUACAACCCGACUUUUAUUUUGAAAUUGCGGUCAAUCCUCCGCGUUUCGUCGAUCCCUCGCGGAGCCACCGACCGCCCGGGUUCCUAAAGGAAGGGAGGGUUAAUCCCGUAGGAGCGGUUGGUUCCGGGCAGGUACAGUCCCGCCGCUGCCGCCGCCGCUGCCGCCCGCGAUGAGGCUCCGUUUGGCCGGAGCCGUGCUACUGUCGGCGGCCGCCUACUACGUCUACCUGCCGUUACCGAGCGGCGUGAGCGAGCCGUGGAAGCUGAUGCUGCUGGACGCGCUGUUCCGGAGCUUCAUGCAGGCGAGCGAUGUGGCUCACGCGCUGGGCGUCUGCCAUCGUGUCCACCUCCUGAACCAGGUGGUGUCCUGGGUGGAGGUGAUCGAGGCCCGCUCCUGCCCCGCCGUGCACGUGACCGACUCCUUGCUGGGCGGCGUGCCCGCCAGGGUCUUCCAGCCGAAGAGGGAGGAGCUGAAAGAGGUCAUAUACUUCCACGGUGGAGGGUGGGCGCUCGGCAGCGGGCGGAUGCGAUCCUACGACCUUCUUUGCCGGAAAAUGGCAGAGGAUCUGGACGCCGUCGUAAUGUCUGUUGAUUACCGUCUUGCUCCGGAGGCGGUGUUCCCGGAUCAGUACCACGAUGCGUUGGCGGCGUCGCGGGCCUUCCUGUCCACUCAGAUUUUAGAGCGCUACAGUAUUGAUCCGGAGAGGGUGUGUGUGUCCGGGGACAGCGCCGGGGGAAACCUGGCUGCCGCUGUGGCACAGGAGCUCAGCUCAGAUGACAGUCUGGCCGUGAAGUUCAAGGUCCAGGCGUUGAUCUACCCGGUGCUGCAGGCUCUGGAUUUCUACACCCCAUCCUACCAGCAGAACAAGGCCGUGCCGAUCCUCUACAGGCCCAUCAUGGCUCGUUUCUGGCUGCAGUACCUGGGCGCUGACCCCUCCCUGGAGCCCCUCCUGCUCGCCAACAACCACAGCUCCCUGGACCAGCCGGCCAUCGGCGCCAACACCCGCUCCAAACUGGACUGGACCUCUCUGCUCCCCGGCGAGCGCAAGAAGCACUUCCGGCCGCUUGUCAAAGAGACGGGAUCGCCGGGGGUGGUGGGCGAGGUGCCGGCGCUGGUGGACGUGAGGGCGGCGCCGCUGCUGGCAGAGCAGGGGGUUCUGGGUAGGACGCCUAAAGCGUACGUGAUGACCUGCGAGUACGAUGUGCUGAGGGACGACGGGCUCAUGUACGUGAAGCGGCUACAGGACGCGGGCGUCUCGGUGACUAGCGACCACUACGAGGAUGGGUUUCAUGGCUGCAUGGUGUUCGCCUUCCUGCCAAUGAUGUCCAGCGUCGGACAGAGGAGCAUGAACAACUUCAUCUCCUGGUUGGACCACAAUCUGUAGACCCAUGAGAACCGGGAUCUGUGGAGUCUGCUUGUGAAACCAAAGAGGGAAUUCUGGUACUUGAGAGGUACUUGAGAGUUCCUUGAUGGGGGCAGGAAGUAUUAGAAGGUCGUGUCCUGAACAAGACACCAGACAAACUGCUUUGAAUAGGAGUAUCUGCAUAAUAUGUAAAAUUUAAACACACAGAAACACAAUCAACAAGUUCAGCUCCAAAGGUCUCGAUAUAAGCUGCUUUUUACCAUCGUG
Molecule: messenger RNA, 1710 nt
Organism: Lates calcarifer (barramundi perch)
Lineage: Eukaryota; Metazoa; Chordata; Actinopteri; Centropomidae
Product: neutral cholesterol ester hydrolase 1-like
Cellular component (GO): membrane
Molecular function (GO): carboxylic ester hydrolase activity
Source: RefSeq, a predicted model, not a curated record